Messenger RNA from Haliotis rubra (blacklip abalone), 1626 nucleotides. RefSeq lists its product as uncharacterized. The transcript is spliced from 13 exons. The record is from RefSeq and is a predicted model, not a curated record. The coding region runs from base 42 to 1229 and encodes 395 amino acids. NCBI's taxonomy places the organism in Eukaryota, Metazoa, Mollusca, Gastropoda, Lepetellida, Haliotidae.
UACAUCCCCGUGUUGGACGCACGUGCUAGUUUUUCAUAGAGAUGGAUAAGAAGGCAAAAUUGUUCACGAAACGUUUUGCCGAAAGAUUGGCAAAAGGAAAGCCGAAGAACAUCAAGAAAAAGUCUCUUCUUCUGAAGAGUAUACACAAUGUUUCAAAAGAAUCCUUGAAAAGAGAACUAAAUGAUAACUUUGAUUUGUAUCUGAAAUACUUGAACAAAUGUUUGAAAAGAUUGACUGUGGAAACACCAACUGGUGACAGUGACUUCAAGCUGAUUCAGACAUGGGAAGACUGUCAGAAUGUUGUUAGUCUUACCAAGCAGGCAUCCAGGCAACUGUGUACACAAGUGACUCUGAAAGAACUUGAAAGUGAAAGGACAGAUUUUGUAAAUAUUUUACAGAAGUAUGAGGACAAAUGUGACAUCGUGUCAAAGGAGAUGGUACCAGCCUGGAUGGCAGCCACCAAGCACCUGCUAGCAUCAACCCGGAACUCGAAGGUCAUCAACAAACUCAUGCUGUACUAUCUCAGCAAACUACAGAGUGUGGCUGAAGACAGCAUGCAAAGUGGAGAAAAUGUAGAAAACAUCACCAGUGAUCUGAAGAAGUUUCUACUCAUGUCCUACUUGAGAUCCGGAAAGGUGCAGACAGAGGAGCCAGAAGCACGCCCCAAGAGACCAGAUGUUGUUGCCUCUCUCCUGUCCAUUUACAUUGAUCUGCUCGUGUACAUAAACAGGGAUAAUGAGAAAAAGAAGGUGUCAAGGGAAAUAACGAGCUUGACGUCCUACCUUCUUGGAGAUUUGCCAGUGAGACUUGACGUUCUUAUCCAGAUCAGCUCUCCAGUAGAUUCAACACAUGUGCUCAUGUUUGCUAGGUCGUGUUUAGAGAAGAUUCCAGGAACUCUGGACCACGCAACAUACCUCAGGGUCAUGCUCUGUCUCCGGAAGUUCCACGACAAAAUUCCAGAUAUCAUUGAGAACAGCUGGAAGAUAAGAGCACCCUUGGGAUUCAUUGACUGGCUGCAAGACAAGAGUCCUGAGGCGAUGACACAGAUCCCUGAUGACAUCCGCUUCAAGGGGAGACAAAUCACUCACUUCCUCCUUACAAACCUCUCAGAAGACCUGCAGACUGUUCUUGAAGACGUGCUGACGGACAGACAGGCUGUCAGUGACUUGAUGUUGGUUGAUGAGCAACAGGAUGACCAGAAGGACGAAGAUGGCAGUGGACGAGUGUGACCCGGAGGAGGAGCAGCCUCUCUUUGUCAUGGACAGAGGGAAGACAGCUGAUGAUAGGAAAUCAAAACAGAAGUCGAAGGGAAAAAAGAAAAUAAGUCAAAAUCAUCAACUGACCCCGUCCAAGAAGAAAUGGACAUUGAGUCUGAAGUUGAAGCAGAAGAUCUGGAAACUUCGAGAACUGUUGACAAUACAGCUGAAGCUGAAGUUGAAGUCAUAGAUCUGUCCAAUGUCCUCAGUGCAAUUUACGACAACAAACCAAACCAAUAUAUCGGAACAGAAUAUGUAUCCACUUCCUCACUGGAUUCCCCUCGGAAAAAGUCCAAGUCACCGUUCAGCCUGCCGGCUACGAAAGACAAGGAAGAGCUCCAAGUUGGUAAAGCCGGACCAAGUUGAUGAG